UCAUCACAAUUUCUACAAAAUCUCUUCGUGCAUCCAUAUAUGAGAUCAUUCAGGAAAUAACUGUCCCAAGAGUUGUACUAAUUCAAGAACACCAACAAGUAUAUGAAUAUGAGUAAAAAUAUGCUAAGCGGGGAGACAGAAAUAUCAGCCCCAGAUAUGCUUGAUUCUUUUCAAAUAUUUCCAUGAUGUAGAAAGCAGUGAUAUUUCAUGGCAAUGCCAAAGAGAAACAAAUCCAUCAGUGAGAGUUGGGGAAGAAAUGUUGAUUGUAGCGUCUCUCCUGAAGUUAUAUUCUGACUCAUCAGGAUUUAAUAUAUCAUAAAACUGUCAUGUUAUUAAUAGAACUUUUAUCUAAAUUGAAUCAUCUUUUUUAUGGUGCAACAUUUCUAGAUUUUGCACACUGACCACUCAUGUAUUAACCCAGAGAUACACCCACACGUGCAUCUUUGGUCUUGUUGCAACAAUCACUAUACUUCUCUGCAGUUCUCUACUGACCCUCUGGGAUGGCAAAUGGGCUAAAUAUAUUAAUGGAAUCACAUGUAUAGCAUAGCUUUCAUUUACAUACACUUGUGUUGCAAGACGUAUGUAAUCUUAAAGAAGCAUCACAUUUGAAAUCAUAAUGCUGGUUUUGUUGGAUUUGCUAGUAUUGAAGAUUCAUUAUCUGCCCUUAUCUGCCUAGCUGUCCCUUAGAACUGGCAAAUUGAUUUGGAAGAACUUGACAAAUUCUGGUGGAUGAGAUGAUGAUUGCCUCAUCAGCACAGCACAACUAACUCUUUGAAUGGUGUCGCUUCGUUAUUCAGAUCCAGCUCCUCUUAUUGAUGUAGAAACACAGACAUGCUUCCCAGGGCCUCUCCAGGACUUCCUCCUAGACUGGCACUUUGUCCAGGGGUGCUGGGUGCCGGUUGCUACAGUCAGUUUUCUGUAUCUCUCAUGCCAUCUGAGGGUCGUUUGUAUUUUUACAGCCCAAAUACGGUACCUGCAAAACGUAUGGUACCCUCACUCUUACCCUGCCCUGAACCUUAACCCUUAAGGAGUAAAUAAUGAAAUAUAUGGGGAGUAAUUACAUAAGCCAGAAUGAAAUUUAAUAGCUUCUAAAGGUCAUUUAGUUUUGAUCUGCCCCUUGCCUUAUCCCAGCCUCAUUCGUCAUUUGGAGUUUGCCUCUCAACACGUGAUUCAAAACCCCCUUUGAAAAAUAACAGCCUAAAAAAAGGUUGUGAAAGCUCUUAGACAUCCUCAGUUACUGUGCUAUCUGAAGCAAGUUACUUUAGCUUGAUACUGAUCUGACUUACUAUUUUAAACUUUCCUCUCUCCGGCUGUAAUCCUUUUAUUAAAAAAAAAACACCUCCACUUACAAAGAAAAAGGUGUACUUUUUGGCACCGAUGAGAGCCAAUUGGACAAUAAAAGUAACAUUUACUUUAGUCCUUACUGGUCCUAUUUCUUCUUUCAAUUUGCACCUCACCUUUCUUCUAGAAGGCACUCAAGAUAGCUAACAAGAAAAAAAUGGAAACAUAAACAAUAUCUGAUAUAAACAGUUAGCAAUGUUAUAACUAAUUCUAACUAAAAAGACGUGGCAAAGAGAAUGGUGAAACAUCCUAUUCCAAUAGAUUUGGACACUGAAAGUGCUAAGGAAAAUGAGCUGAUGUCAGCCCAAUAAGGUAGACCAGACUCAGAAACCAAUGCCAUAUUGUAACAGGUACAGAAACAGAAUCUUGCAAGUCUGGAUGUGUCCCUUGGGCCCUUCACUUUAUAUGUCUAUGAAUUCAGAAGGGAUUUAUCUGAUAUUUGUUUCACAUUAUUUGCUUGGCCUGGGCUCAAAACUCUUUUAUUUGUCCACAGCCUCUUCCUCCUGUUCUUCAAGGCCAUUCUCUGUGUCGUCUAAACCUGUCAAUUGAGGUUACGGGUAGAAACAAUUAAAGUCCAGAAAAAUCAAAUGCUAAGGAACCAAUCGGCAGCUUCUUCACAUGUUCUAAUAGAAUAAUACUAUGGUCAGUAGUAUUAAAAACACAGAAUUCUUCAUGUAUGAGUAGGGUCAGCGUUCCUUACAGAUCAUCCAUCAAGAUCACUGUGGUCAUUUCCAUACCAAAUUUGGAUCUAAGGAUCAGGGCCUCUGGGACUGUAGUACCAUCAAAUGCUAAAUGUGGAAUGUUGGAUUUGGGCCAAUAUUUAUUAUAUUAUUUCAGAUUCAAAUAUGGCUUUUUAGGCGAAGGUCUCACCACUGACUUUUUUAAGAAUUCAGAAAAUUCUUCCUGACAAAGGGAAUAUACAGUAAUCACAGAAAUCACUGGAAGGAUAAAGUCCUUAGACCGCUGAUCUACAAGAUCAAGAUACCUUCUCACUCAAAUAGAAAACUCAAAACAGGGGAGAUGGACAUCAGGCCUUUGUUGAUUUCACAUGGUUUUUAAUCCAUAAAGAAUUAUGCAAACUAUUCAUAAUAUUAGCAGAAUAUCUAUUGGGAUCAUUAAAGAUAUAUGUAUCCAAUAGCUCUGAAAAACUCCAUUCAAUAAAUUUCUGCGGACACAAAGGAGAAAACCAUAACUUGUUUUCUUCUCCAAUUACCAGAUGCAUAAUAUGUAUCUGAUUCUCUAUAAUGGCUCCAAAGGAUGACAAUUCUCAUGCACUUUUAGUUUUUGAUCAGAUUUCCUUUGGCACUUCUCUUAUAUCUCCUGGUACUGCCAUCCAACUGCAUGAUCUGACCCAUUUCACAUGGGAAAUUUAUAUUCUUCCAGGAAGCAUCUUUUGUCAUGAGAAUAAUCUUUUGUUGUAUCUCUGAAAUUGUCAUUCUUCACAUGCUGCAUGGAUCAGAACUGAGAAAGACUGAUGUCUAAGUCUCUGGAAAACUCUACCAAUUAAGGUAGAGCAGCUGUUGCAAACACUGUUCCCAUGUCAUGUGUUGAACUAUAAUUCCCAUUCUGUAUGCACCUAGAGAUGGUGGGAGUUGUAAUCCAACACAGCUGUAAUGGACCCACAUUCAGAAGACUGUAGUCGAUAACAAUUAUUUAUCCACAGUCUAAUUCAAUACUAAGGCAACUUCCUAAAAAUCUAUGUCACCUUGAGGCAGUAUUGUGCUGGUAUUCAUACUGUCAGUUUUGCGGUACUUCGGAAUCUAGUCUGGACCCUGGAUGUAAUUUCACACAUCUCAAAAGUGCUUGCUCUUUGUAAUUGCAUUAUCUGAAAUGUUACUUUAAGAACUCUGAAUUUAGAAAAUUCUUUGUGAGCAUUUACUGUACAUCGUAAACCUGCUAAAAAAUCAAUAAAAACAAAACUGGCCUGUCAGUUUUGGCUGAAUGAGGAUUUUACACUUAUGUAUAGGAAUCAGUUCUGAACCCUUAAAAAGCAUGGCUGCCUUUAAAAUGAAGACAUUCCCAUGACCCAAUUUCUAUUUAAGGGUUUUAUUUCUAUUUAAAGAUCAUAAAUAUGAGAGGUUAAUAUCGUGAAGGCCUGCACAAUGUUUUUCCAUCUAGAUGUAGCAUCUUAUGUCCAAAUCACAAUUUUAAAAAAUACCACUCCAAAACUGGAAGGCCCUAUUUGGUUUGUUUAGAAGUUCAGUGAAGUUUUAUAAGGGGGGGGGAGAGGGGGAGGCAGGGUACAUUCCACCAAGAUUCUCACAUGAAGGAAAAGAACUAGGUUAAAAAUAAGAAAACUGAGAGAGGGUAUAAAAGGGAUAUUUCCUAUACCCAUAGGUUAAAACAAACUGAACAACUAGGGCUGCAGCUGACAAUGAAACUCUCUCAGGAAACUUAAGUCUCCGGUGACAAAUAAGACUCUCAACCAAGACAGGAUGCAUAUGACCCAACCAAUGAGACAAAGGGAUAUGGGAGGCAAACAAGCUGUGCUCUAUUGUCUUAGCAUAUGCUUUUCAGACAUUUAUAGAAUUUGAGCUCACAAUGAAAUCGCCCCAUUCGUUGCUCCUUCGUGCAGCAAAGAUGGGGAUUCUCCAGCAGGUAUUUUGGCAGCUGCUGCUUUUGGGACUGACAGCUCAGCUCAGUGAAGAGGUAGAAGCUUUGUGUUCUGGGACUACUUGCUACACACUGAAUUUAGGACGGUUCAGUUGGAUCGAAGCUCAGCAAAAGUGCAAAGACAAUGGGGGUAACCUGAUGACUCUGAAAAGCCAAGAGGAAGCUUUGCUUGUCCCACAGCUGCUCACCAAGAUGCCCAAAGGGGAAGCUGGCACAGUUACGGAGGUAAGAUUGUGGAUUGGGCUUCACCGAAAGAAAGGCAAAUGCUAUGAGAAACAUCGGCCAUUGAAGGGCUUCCGCUGGGUGACAGGAGGUGAGGACACCCAGUACUCCAAAUGGGGACAGAAACCCCGGGAAACAUGUUUGUCAAAUAUGUGUGUGACCCUUCAGGGGACUCCCUUCUCAUCUCGGGAACUGUCCUGGGUAGACAGCCUCUGUGGUAAUGCAACUGCCGGGUUGUCAGGCUUCUUGUGCAAGUUCAGUUUCCAGGGAAUGUGCCGUCCACUUAUACUGGCAGGGCCAGGUGUGGUCAGCUACAGCACCCCUUUUGGUGUAGCCACUGAUUUCCUUGAAACUGUACCCUUUGGCUCCGCAGCUGAAGUAGCAUGUGAACCCCAAGGAGAGGAGAUACCUAACACCUUCCUUGUGUGCAAGCCACAGCCAAAUAGCAAUAUCUCUGAGUGGAGCAGCCCAGGUCCAUUUUGUGCUUCACCCACUUAUGGUUGCAGCUACAACAAUGGGGGUUGUGAACAUGAGUGCCUGAAUCAGGGCAAGGGUUUGUUUCAAUGUGCAUGCCGCUCAGGAUACCAACUUAGAGGUGAUAACCUUUCCUGUGUCCCCGUGGACUACUGCAACUCCAAUCCAUGUCAAGGACAGUGUAAACCAUACCCUGGUGGUUUCCAAUGCCUCUGUGCUUCUGGUUAUAUUUUGGCUGAUGAUGAGCGGAGCUGCAUUGAUGUGAAUGAGUGUGGUGCACCUCAAAGUCCUUGUGAACAAAUAUGUGUGAAUACCAAGGGGUCCUUCACAUGUCGUUGCAACCUAGGCUAUAUGUCUGCUGAGUCUGACCACCAGGCAUGCCAAGACAUUGAUGAGUGUGCGAGGAACACACCAUGUGACCAGAUUUGUGUAAAUACUCAUGGCUCCUUCCACUGCUCUUGCCAGCCAGGAUACCAGUUGGAAGGUAUUAAUAGCUCUUCUUGUCUUGAUAUGGAUGAGUGUCAGGAAGACCUUUGUGAACAUACGUGCAUCAAUCAAGUUGGCAGCUACCGGUGCUCUUGUAUGGCUGGCUGGAUUUUGGCACCCAAUGGUAUCUCUUGUCUCUUGGAUCCGACAAGCAGCACCUCUUCGCCACCCACUGAGGGAGGAGAAUGGAUCCCAACAGACAUUCAUCCUGCUUCAGAGUUACCAGCCCUGCUGACUGAUCCUUCACUUCAAGCUGAGUUAGAAAGAGUCUUUGCAUCCCAGGAUUCUACCCUUCAACCAGCUGUGGUCAGCACUGCACUGGAGAACAAACCCCGGAUCAGAGAUCAGAGGAUAGAUAAGAAGAGUCAUGAUUCUAAGCAUUUUUUAUAUUAUAUCUUGGGUGGUGUGGGCGUUUUAUUCCUGGUGUCUUUUGCCCUAGGGUGGGUCAUCUACAGGAAAAUAAAAGCCAAGGAAGUCAAGAAAAAUUCUAAGAAUGUCACAGAUAAUUACUCUUGGGUAUCAGAUCAGGGAGAGACCAGGGCAGCAGGAAGCAAGGAGGGCCUGUAGUCAAUGAGGUGAUUUUGGUGUGAGAAGGAAGGAAAGGGAAGAUAUACAUUGAAACUGAAAUUAUUAAAAGCUGUACACUGAUAAUUUUUCAUGUUAACAUUUCGCAAGAGGACUACUACAACUGCAAAACUACAGGGGUGAAACUAGAAAUAAAAUCUUUUAAGAGUAAUUCUAUCAAGAUUUUAUCUCUGACAACAAUGACGGAUUUGACUUUGCAAUCCACUUUAUGUACAUGCUGGAUGGUCAGUUGAUUGUAGAUCAGCCUUCCAUUCUUGCCUAGGAAGCAAGUGGUAAUUUUUUCUAAGCAACACAUCUGCAUUUGUGUCCACCCAGUUUUCACCUUACUACUCCAGUGCCAACUUUAUAUCAAACCCUUUAAAAAAAAAAGUUAUGAACAGAAGAAAGCAUAUUUCUUAAACUAAUUCCAAUAGAACCACUGUGAUAACAGCACAAUCAAACUGUCUUUCAAAUUACUUUUGUUAAUUGUGAAGUCAUAUCCAUUUUUACCCUUGGGUUUAAGCUAAUUGUGGUCCAUAGAAAUCAGUCUGAAUGCAAUCAGAGGAAUUGGAUUCACAGAACUGAAAUUUAACUUGUCUUGAAUUGGCUGUACUUGGUUCAGUAAAAAGGUACUGCAUGCCCGCUUAGACUUCAGAUUCUGCCGUUUUGCUGCUCACCCAAAGCUUUGCUAAAUGUUAUCACAUUGUUUGGGGAUGACUCAAUCUUACUGAAGCAGAAACAGCUGCAGUGACCAGCCCAGCGUCAUCUAUGCUUUCCAUAUCAGUUCAUGGGGAGAAGGAGAAAAAUAUAGAGGCUGUUUAUGAUCCAAACAUAUUUCAUGACUGGGUACUUGAGGAAAACAGUUCUGGAGAAUGUAGCAGAAACUUUGAAACCAUUUCAAAGUUAACUGUAUUAAAGCUGAACGUUGUUCAAUAAAAUGCUUUAUGCCUCAUUCUGGCAACAUUUUAUAAAGAUGGUAAUAGCAAACGCUGCAGACUGUCUCCAUCUUGUACAUUUAGUUUUGAAAUUUCUCUUUCAAGGCUAUUUCUUUAAAAAAUAGCUUGGUCAGUCUGUGUGAUCACCCCUGGGGAGAAAGUCAAAAAUGUAAGAGGAUUUCAUUUUUUAUAUUCGAUUGGAUUUCAGUGUGCAGAGUAUAUAGACUGAAAAUGCAGGGUUGUGGUAAGGAUGAGGUUUUGUUCCCUCCAUUUAAAGAAGCUCCAUUUUCAGUUUAUGUUCUUUUUUUUCUUAGGACUUAUUAUCUCUACAGUAAUAAAAAGCUGGCUAGAUGAUUUGAGGCCAGUCGAUCUCUCACAGCUCACAACAUCAGGCUUAGGUGACAGCUAGAAAUGUGAAAUAUAUAUUCUUCUUGGCAUUUUCUCACAAGUGCAGUGUGCAUAGAGAAAGGUAGGUUAAUAGUUUAUCCAAAUCACAUUUUCUGCAGGGUUUUAAAGGCUGUAUUGUGAUUGUGAUCUUGAAUUCCAUAAAUCAGCCUUAGAACAUAUAUUCACAAACAUCUGAUGAGAUGAGUUAAAUAAAUUGUGAACAUCUCCAUAAUUCUUUCCCCCUGCAAAAAGUAUUUACAGAAGAAUUUGAUAUUAUAACAAUUUUUAGGAGUGGCAAUUUUAAUACCUGAUUUGCAGCUGCUGGCCAAGAUUUC
Molecule: messenger RNA, 7357 nt
Organism: Crotalus tigris (Tiger rattlesnake)
Lineage: Eukaryota; Metazoa; Chordata; Lepidosauria; Squamata; Viperidae
Gene: CD93
Product: CD93 molecule
Exons: 1
Coding region: 3883-5703 (606 amino acids)
Biological process (GO): cell migration
Cellular component (GO): extracellular matrix; external side of plasma membrane
Molecular function (GO): extracellular matrix binding; extracellular matrix protein binding; calcium ion binding
Source: RefSeq, a predicted model, not a curated record